UAAACUGCUGGCAGCGAGGCAGGUCACGGCGAUUUUCUUUACCACUGCUCAACUGCGUCCGCGGCAAAGUAAGACAAAGGGGCGCUGAAUGCAAAGUCUAUCCGAGUGACCUAAACAGCAUCCCAAGUCUCCCACCGGACAUGUCUGCUGGUGCUGCGGGAGCCCCCGUCCUGCAGCCGAUGACCUAAUGAGUGAUUAGCUGUUGUGUCGGAGCGGCGAGUGUCGCGGUGGAAGCUGCGCGCGGCAUAUGGGAGACGUGGGUGACACUGGUCGUCAAAGAGGUGUGGAGCCGCAGCGAGGCGCCAGGGGACACCAGCUGAUAGGCACGAGGGCCGCGCGACCAUCGCCGGCAACUUUGUCUAAUUAGGCUGUUUAGGGAAGAUGGAUAGUAAUGAUAAUAAGAAUAAUCGUUUUCGUUUCAGUUUGGCCUCGCCGCGUUUUCAACCUUGACGCGAGCUCGGGCUACUUAUCAGCUCCGCUGUAGACAGGUGUGUCUCAAGCCCGCUCUCCCACCUGUUCCUUUUAUUAUUCUGCAAAUACGCCGCGGAAUACUGUCACCCGUUUACGGUUUGUUUGAGAACAAACCUCGGCGCUGCCAGAUCCUUCAAGGGUCGGAGCCAAUUAGGAAGUCGGCUCCUUCGCGCAUGAGAAAGACGCCCGACCGUGUUUUCCACGGAACGAAAGGAGUUGACGAUGAUACAGCUUAUCAAUAUGUAGUUGUGAACCUCUUUAUUGCGCAAUGAACAUUAUAGAUCACACACAACGUCUCUAAUAAAUUUAACCGAUGGAAAACAGAUCAGACUUCCCUAAUAAAUAUUUUGGCACGCGCGCGUGUUUGUUUAUGAGCAACCUUGGCCACGUCCACGAAGGCCAGACUUUACUGAUCAUCUUUGCGCCUUUGAAAUUUAUAGGCCACGCUUUUAAAUGAUUAAUACUGCCGGGCUCCCCGCUGUGCGCGCAUAAUAAGGUGGCCGUGAUUGAGUUACAAUGCACAAUAGGAGAGAAAAACCUCUAUCUUUGUCUAAUUGUUCUGUGACAGGGUCAGAGGGGAACGUGCGAUUGGCUGCUGCCUCCUGAGGCCGCAGGGAGUGACACCUCGGUGGCUGAGGGGACUCUCUAUAAAUUGCUGGCGCGGUGCGAGCUCUUCAAAGAAGGCGAGGACCUCAGCCGGACGCUUCCUGGUCACCUCAUCCCAGGCCACUGCAGCGAUGACCGCAAAAGCAGAGCUCUCGUGCUGGUCAGAGCACGCGCAGGACCUCAGCUUGUCCCACAUCAACUCCAAGAGUUGGAUUUCUUCAAAUUCCCUGCGCGCCUUCUCGAUGAGGGACGCGUACGCGGCCGCAGACGCGGGGAUCCCUCUGGAGAAGCUCGUGCCGAUGAGCAACGUGCCCGAGCGCGUGCCCGCCGCGGGCGGCGCGCGCACGGACUGCGAGAAGGCGACGGAGGCGGGGAGGACGAGCCACUUCGGGCCCCAGAGGCACCGGCGCGUCGCGGCCAACGCGAGGGAGAGGCGGCGGAUGCACGGGCUGAACAAGGCGUUCGACGAGCUCAGGAGCGUCAUCCCGUCCCUGGAGAAUGAGAAGAAGCUGUCCAAGUACGACACGCUGCAAAUGGCGCAGAUUUACAUCACGGAGCUGUCAGAGCUGCUGGCCGGCGUGGUCCAGUCCGAGUGCAUGGGUCCCCGUCCCGCCUCGACGGACAAGACCUCCAGGAGGGGGCUGAUCCACUCCCUCCGGCAUCCGGCCGCGACACCGCCCCCGGCCCAGCUGACCGAACCGCACCUGGACCCCUGCCCCUCCGUCGGCCACCUCAUCAUACUCGGACCCGCAUCGGACCCGGGGUCCAACAAAUCAACGUCCUCCUCUCACAGCAGUGAUGGGGAGUCUUCGCAUCUCAGCGACUUGGAGGAGAGUCAGAUCGGGAGGAAGUAACUGUUUAUGAAGGACCGGGAGAAGCGAAUGUUCCAACUUGUAGAAAUGUUGGUCACGUGACGUAGUCCUACGCGUAUUCUCCGGUCAAGACGAGCAGCUUAGAUAUUGCACUGCCAAAUAAAAAAGUACAGGUAAAACUUCAAGCACCUAUUGAGAUGUUUUUACACCUAUAGGCCAUAAACUGACAGUUGCCUUUUAAUGC
Messenger RNA from Betta splendens (Siamese fighting fish), 2133 nucleotides. It is a transcript of the gene atoh1b, whose product is annotated as atonal bHLH transcription factor 1b. Gene Ontology annotation, molecular function: protein dimerization activity. The record is from RefSeq and is a predicted model, not a curated record. The coding region runs from base 1209 to 1931 and encodes 240 amino acids. Lineage: Eukaryota; Metazoa; Chordata; Actinopteri; Anabantiformes; Osphronemidae. The transcript has a single exon.